Messenger RNA from Mizuhopecten yessoensis (Yesso scallop), 5840 nucleotides. Its product is annotated as regulator of nonsense transcripts 1-like. Gene Ontology annotation, cellular component: cytoplasm. Lineage: Eukaryota; Metazoa; Mollusca; Bivalvia; Pectinida; Pectinidae. Gene Ontology annotation, biological process: nuclear-transcribed mRNA catabolic process, nonsense-mediated decay. The coding region runs from base 168 to 3506 and encodes 1112 amino acids. Gene Ontology annotation, molecular function: ATP binding; RNA helicase activity; zinc ion binding. The transcript is spliced from 24 exons. The record is from RefSeq and is a predicted model, not a curated record.
UUUAUGUGUAGUCGUGACGUCAACUACGAGAGAACGAAAUGGCGUGAAACAUUCGGGCAAACAUUUCUACUUUCAGUUCAAAAUUUAACGUGUUUUGAGCAGUAUUUCUUACACUGCCAUUUUCAGUUCUCCUUAAUUUUAUAUAGUUCCAAGGAAACGGCCAUGACAUGAUGAGUGUUGACGCGUAUGCCCCGAAUUCCCAAACACUCACGUUCCUGGACACCGAGGAAGAUCUUCUCGGAGCGGACACACAAGGCACAGACUUCGACUUUACAGACUUUACGUUGCCAUCACAAACUCAGUCGCAGACACAAGCCUCCCAGCUAGAACCAGGACAGAGUCAAAGUCAGCAACCCAAUGGUGUUGAAAUACCACUACAAAAUGGACUGGAUAAAGGCAUUGGAGUCAUCACGCAGGGAGUGGGUGAGCUCAACUUCGAGGAGGAGGAAGAGGAACAGUUUUAUAUGAAAGAUCUCCCCAAACAUGCUUGCUCGUACUGUGGAAUACACGACCCGGCGUGUGUGGUGUUGUGCAACUCAACAAAGAAGUGGUUCUGUAAUGGUCGUGGCAACACUUCAGGCAGCCACAUCAUCAAUCACUUAGUGAGAGCCAAGGCAAAGGAGGUGACACUGCACAAGGAUGGACCCCUCGGGGAGACUGUCCUCGAGUGCUACAACUGUGGCUGUCGUAACGUCUUCCUGCUCGGCUUCAUUCCAGCCAAGGCUGACUCUGUGGUGGUACUGCUGUGUAGACAGCCCUGUGCCACACUCACCAACCUCAAGGACAUGAACUGGGACCCCAGCCAGUGGCAGCCCCUGAUCCAGGAUCGACAAUUCCUAGCCUGGUUGGUGAAGGUGCCUUCUGACCAGGAGCAGAUGAGGGGACGACAGAUCUCUGCCCAGCAGAUCAACAAACUGGAGGAGUUGUGGAAGGACAACCCUGAUGCCACACUGGAGGACUUAGAGAAGCCUGGAGUGGAUGAGGAGCCCCAGCAGGUCCUCCUCAGGUAUGAUGAUGCUUACCAGUACCAGAACAUCUUUGGUCCCCUGGUCAAGCUGGAGGCUGACUACGAUAAGAAGCUAAAGGAGUCCCAGACCCAGGAUAACAUUGUGGUGCGAUGGGAUGUUGGCCUGAACAAAAAGCGUAUCACCUACUUCCACCUUCCCAAGGCCAAUGAAGAAAUGAAGCUGAUGCAUGGGGAUGAGUUGCGGAUUCGCUACAUGGGAGAACUUCACAAGCCCUGGUCUGGUGUAGGGCAUGUCAUCAAGAUACCAGACAACCACAGCGACGAGGUGGCCAUAGAGUUGAAGAGUAACGCUGGUGUCCCCACUGACUGUACACACAACUUUGUUGUGGACUUUGUCUGGAAAUCAACAUCCUUUGAUAGAAUGCAGGCAGCUCUGAAGACAUUUGCAGUAGAUGAGACAUCGGUGUGGGGCUACAUAUACCACAAACUGCUGGGACACGAGGUGGAGGAUGUUGUCAUCAAAUGUCAGCUUCCCAAGCGCUUUAGUGCCCUCAGCCUGCCGGAGCUUAACCACUCCCAGGUGUACGCUGUCAAGACUGUCCUACAACGACCCCUCAGUCUUAUCCAGGGUCCUCCAGGAACUGGCAAGACUGUAACCUCGGCAACUGUGGUGUACCACCUGGCCAAACAGAACAGUGGCCAGGUACUGGUGUGUGCCCCAUCCAACAUUGCUGUUGACCAGCUCACUGAGAAGAUCCAUAGGACUGGACUUAAGGUGGUACGCCUUUGUGCCAAGAGUCGUGAAGCCAUUGAGUCACCCGUCUCCUUCCUGUCCCUACACAACCAGAUCAGGAACAUCGAGAGUGUACCAGAGCUACAGAAGCUACAACAGCUUAAAGAUGAAACUGGUGAACUGUCGUCUGCUGAUGAGAAGAGGUACCGCUCCCUCAAGAAGCAGUGCGAGAAAGAAUUACUUCAGCAUGCGGACGUGAUCUGUUGUACCUGUGUCGGAGCAGGGGACCCCAGACUUGGGAAGAUGCAGUUCCGCUCCGUUCUUAUUGACGAGAGCACCCAGGCCACAGAACCUGAGUGUAUGAUACCUGUGAUCCUAGGCUGCAGACAGCUGAUCCUGGUCGGGGACCACUGCCAGCUUGGCCCAGUGGUGAUGUGUAAGAAGGCAGCCCGUGCUGGUCUGUCUCAGUCCCUGUUUGAGCGCUUGGUUGUCCUAGGCAUCCGCCCUAUCAGGCUCCAGGUCCAGUACAGAAUGCACCCUGCUCUCAGCGCCUUCCCCUCAAACAUCUUUUAUGAAGGCUCCCUGCAGAAUGGGGUUGCCCCAGCUGAUCGUACAAGGAAGAAUCUGGACAUUCCUUGGCCUCAGGCAGACAAGCCCAUGUUCUUUUACACGACGUCCGGCCAAGAGGAGAUAUCUAGCUCUGGCACUUCCUAUCUCAACAGAACUGAGGCAGUCAAUGUAGAGAAGAUUGCAACCCGUUUCCUGCGGUCAAGCAUCAAGCCAGAGCAGAUUGGAAUCAUCACGCCAUACGAGGGACAGCGAGCAUACAUUGUGCAGUACAUGCAGUACAGUGGAUCUCUCAACAAGAAAUUGUACCAGGAAAUUGAGGUUGCGAGUGUGGAUGCUUUCCAAGGGAGAGAGAAAGACUUCAUCAUUUUGUCAUGUGUACGAUCCAACGAACACCAGGGAAUUGGAUUUCUGAAUGAUCCACGUCGUCUGAAUGUAGCUCUGACUCGAGCCAAGUACGGAAUCAUCAUAGUGGGUAACCCUAAAGUGCUGUCUAAGCAACCCCUGUGGAACCACCUGUUGACAUAUUACAAGGAGCAGAAAUGUCUGGUGGAAGGCCCUCUCAACAACCUCAAGGAGAGCCUCAUACAGUUUAGCAAGCCACGCAAGCUGGUUAACUCCGCCAACCCUGGCGGUAGAUUCAUGAGUAACAUCAUGUUUGAUGCGAGAGAAGUGCUCAUCCCUGGUAGUGUGUAUGACAGAACCCAGGGAUAUCGUGAGCCUGCUGUGGUGCGUCACCAUGACCAGCUGAGCUACAUCGGACCAGAGCGUGCUUACACAGGCCCCGCCCUCAACCUGCCUGUGCCCGUGAACAUGUUUAUACCUCCGAUGCCACAACCCUUCAACACCCAACAACCGGUCCACAUGAACAAGAAUAAUCCCCGACAGAACCAGCGUGGCUUCAACUACCGCCAGAAGCCUCCCAGAUACAGCAACACACAGACCACCCAGGGCUCACAGAUGAGUCAGAACGGGGGCAGCCAAAGCCAGGCCAGUCAGGAUGGCAUAUCCCAGCCAUUUUCGCAGGGUCCUCUGACCCAAGGGCCCAUGUCAAUGAGCCAGUCGUUCCAGAUGAGCCAGCCUGGCCUUUCAGGCUUGUCACAGCCAGAACUAUCCCAGGACAGUUUCCUGGCGGAUGACUUCAAGUCGCAGGCUGAUGGCAUGUUGUCCCAGGACUCAACAUACCAGGGCGACCGCAUGUUCUAUGCCUCGCAGCUGUCACAAGGUCCUUUCAACUAGGACUGCCACACACGAUAUCAGCCUAUGGCAGAAAGAUGAAAUGAAAACUAAGUGACCGAUCACACAAGAUCUUAGCUACCACAAUGUCUCUGACAGUACGAUGUGCACACAAUGAGCAGUGUCUGCUAAAGUGGCCUGCCAGGUAAAACCACCACCAACCACGGGCGUCGGCUUCCCACGGCCACACCUGAGGGACACAUCCCCUCCCAAGCGGCUGAGUGAGACAGCCACCGGGGUCCGGCACAGCCACCCGCUCACAUGACCGAUCAUGUGGCUCUACAGCGGUAACGUGGCACGUUGGUGGAGAUGAGAAUGGGCAGAGAUAUGCCACCUGCUGGGUUAACCCGAGCAGACGACAGACACUGCUGGGCCAUGCGAUUUGAUGCCAUACAGGAGGGGUUCAGUGUAUCUGAACCCAUGUGUGGGUAGCACUACAAGAUAUAAAUCAGAGAUCCUAAGUAGCCCUGGUUUCAUGCAAGAGUAGAUUUGAGAAACUACACUAAAACAGAAAAAAAUUGUGUUGGAGAAGAGUUUGGUAACACCUUUUGUCGAGGUUCUGAAUGCAAGCUUAUAUCCUUAUCUUUGUGUUUAAUAAUAUAGCCUUCUCUUCAGUUUAUAAUAUAUGGUGAUUUGAUUUUUGUUGUUAUUUUUUUUUUGGCAAAGAAUUUAAUUUCCAUCUUUAAUAUGUAGAAUAUGUAGCCAGUGCCAGUCUUCGAGGAGUGUUUUGGUGGAAUGUUCUAGAUAUCUGUGUCAACAAUACAGCAGGAUACUUACGAUAGGUGGUUGUAAACGACGUUUGUUGAAGGUGAAGAUGUUGAUACCAAGAGAUCAAAGGUGAAUGUAUUUGUAAUUUAUGAGCAGUGAACUUUUAAACAGAAGCUGCCUAGUCACGUCCAGUUCUGUGUGAUUUAUUUGUCUGAUACUGUUUCAACCUCACAUUUUAAUAUUUCCGUCGAGUGAUUUCACUAAACAUGUCGCACCUGUUGUGCAUGUUUCUAAAUGUUUGUGUUCUAAGAAUGAAAUAAAGAAAUUCAUUUUCACCUGCAAAUUGCCAAUAUGAAAUUGCCCAUGUCUCCCCGAGAUAUGGUCAGAACAAUGCCAUGUGAAUGAAGUUGUGGAAAAUACUUCCUUGUGAUAUGUUUUAGGGUUACUUUUAACUUUGUUAAGUUCAUUGUUUAAUGAAACCUUCAGUCUUGGUUGUUCAAUUCUUCAGUUCUGAUUUUCAUAUAUGAAAGCACUACGUAAAAGAUGUAAACUUUCUAAAUGCAGACAAUCUUGUGGGAUUUAUCUUAUAUCUACAGAUCGAUUCAAUAGCACUGAUGGGGUAGACUUGUUAAAUCUAAAAGAAACAAACGGUCAGAUCUUUAAUGAGGCGUAUAAUACAUCACCACUUGGCCAAGAACUAAGUUUUGUCAGAUUUCUGUCCCUUAGUUACUUUCUUAGUUACAGAUUAACUCAUAACAAGCAAUAAAUGUGAACUUUCUGUUCAGCUCAAUGAUGUAGCUUGAAAUAUCACCAACAGGAGAUCAGUAUACCCCAGAGUGGAAGAUGUUGUAAAGAGACAGGAUCAUCUAAUUCACAAGAAAUAGUCAACAUAAAAUCUUAAAAGUUUUUUUAAACUUUUGAUUAUUAAUAUGCAAAUGGAUGGUGAGGAUUGAGGUUUUUAAAUCAACUAGCAAUACAUUUCAUGUGUAUACAGAAAACAAUGUUGGCGUAAAGUCGGAGUAAUUGAAAUGGAGGAACUGAUAAUGCUAUUCCUGGGAAGGUCAUGUAAAGGACGUGUUCAGUAUUUACAUGCUAAAUCCAUGCUUAUCUUCCGGUUUCUAUGUAUAUUUUCACUGCAAAUGUGAUUCAUCUUGUAUGGUCACUUAUGGGCAUUAAUAGCAAGCAAAAUUAAUUCAUUUACACUGUUAGAUUCACUGCUAUGCAAAGUAUAUGUACCAAUGCAUGGAUUAUUUCACGAUGUGUUUUGUGUUUAUUUCUUUCAUGGACCUAAAAACUUUGUACUUUCUUAAUGGUACAUUAUGAAAUUAUGACUCGUUUUGAUUAUUUUAAAGGUUGAUAGAUUUGAGAAUCUUCUUUUUGUUUGAAACAACGCCUGGUUCCUAGCCAGAAGACAGGUUUCGUAGAUUAACUGGUGUUUAGAAUGGCUAUCAAUGUAAUUUUGCCAGCAAUGAAUACAGAUUUUAUUUUAAUUACGAGAGUAUUUUAGGGACUGUCUUUCCUGAUGUGUGGGGACGCCUAAAUCUAGAGUGCUUGGACUGCUUCCCUGUAUCACAAUGCUUCUUACCUCUUCCUAUACCCUUUACUCCAAUAAACUUCUGCUGAUCCGAA